Molecule: messenger RNA, 465 nt
Organism: Peronospora matthiolae
Lineage: Eukaryota; Oomycota; Peronosporomycetes; Peronosporales; Peronosporaceae
Source: the annotation of a GenBank genome assembly
AUGCGGAAUGGGGAUCUAAUCUCGACGACAGGCGUUCUGUCUCGGGGGGUUAUGAUCAUGAUUGGGAACGCUCCGGUGAUGUUCAAAUCUAAGUUUCAACGAACAAUUGCCCUCAGCUCAGCGGAAGCUGAGUAUAUGGCUCUAAGCCUAUGCGUUCAGGAAGUACUGUGGACGCGUGUGAUGCUGACGGACAUGGGAGUGGUACAAAGAAACGCUACUAAGAUCUGGGAGGACAAUCAAGGCGCAAUUGCUUUGGCUCAGAAAACUGGUUAUCAUGCUCGGACCAAGCAUGUGGACAUCCGUCAUCACUUCAUCAGAAAGACGAUCGAAGCCGGAACAGUUGCGCUAGCGUAUGUGGAAACCAAACAUCAAUUGGCCGACGUACUGACCAAGGCGCUAGGAUCCAAGACGUUCAAGUUCCUGCGCGAUGCAAACAGUAUCCAGUGCAAAGAAACCAAGCAGUAG